Molecule: messenger RNA, 945 nt
Organism: Beauveria bassiana ARSEF 2860
Lineage: Eukaryota; Fungi; Ascomycota; Sordariomycetes; Hypocreales; Cordycipitaceae
Product: phosphotransferase enzyme family protein
Exons: 1
Coding region: 1-945 (314 amino acids)
Source: RefSeq, a predicted model, not a curated record
AUGAAACACGUUCUCCAGGCCAAGCCAGAGCAACGCCUGAAGCUCUUCUCGGACCUCAUCAGCAUCUAUUCCCAAAUUUUUCAGCUUCGAUUCUCCGUCGCCGGAUCGCUUAUGCCGAGCUCCGAUAAACAUGACGGCCCUCGUGUUGAUGGACUGCUCAGCAUGGCAGAGAAUGAGCUUGUAGUGUCAACACGUAGGAGUACUCCGGGGCCAAGGAUUCUGCACUCGGCCGAGAGCUAUGUACAAUACCAACUUGGCAUCGUGUCUAAAUCAGCUCGCUUGCCUUUGAUUGACGGUACGCUCAACGACGUGAGAGAUCAAGUCUUUGCACUUGACCACCUGGAGCUUGAAGCUCGCCGAAGCCUGGGGGACUUGCGGCCACACGAAGACGCCUCAUUCAUCCUCUCACAUCCCGACUUGCACUAUGCCAACAUUAUUGUUGACGAGAACCUCAGAAUCCAGGGCAUUAUCGAUUGGGAGUUUGCAGGAACAGUACCGCAGCACCUGUUUACGCCGCCGGCGUGGACGACUGGUCAUGACGGGCGUGGAUGCCUAAGACCGCCCAAGGAGAUUGUGUCGGGCUUUCAAACGGCCCUGCGACUCAGCAAGCAUGAAGAGUUGAAGAGUCAUUGGAAGCGAAUCGGGCAACCCGUCACGCUUGCAACGGCGCAAAUAUUCUGUCACCCGACCAAACUCGAGCGUUUAUUUUUCGACUUUGUAUUCCCUAGGAUGUAUACGGGCUCGCGGGAAGAGAUUGUAACCCUUUUCUUCUCUGGCGACAAGAAUGCAGCGCUGGCAGCGCAAGCCGAGAAGCAACUGAGAAGAUCAGACCGGUAUAAGUCGUAUUUGCAAGAGCAUGGCUUAUACAAUGACAUUGAAGAAGAAAAGGCAAGAUUGACGGAUAUGACGGCUAGAAUUCUUGAUGUUUUGUUUCCGAGUACAUAA